Choloepus didactylus (southern two-toed sloth) is the source of this 1611-nucleotide messenger RNA. Its product is annotated as keratin, type II cytoskeletal 71. Gene Ontology annotation, molecular function: structural constituent of skin epidermis. The transcript has 9 exons. The record is from RefSeq and is a predicted model, not a curated record. Lineage: Eukaryota; Metazoa; Chordata; Mammalia; Pilosa; Megalonychidae. The coding region runs from base 1 to 1611 and encodes 536 amino acids. Gene Ontology annotation, cellular component: keratin filament. Gene Ontology annotation, biological process: keratinization; intermediate filament organization.
AUGAACCGCCAAUUCACCUGCAAGUCCGGAGCUGCCACCAAGGGAGGCUUCAGUGGCUGCUCGGCCGUGGUCUCAGGGGGCAGCUCGUCCUCCUACCGGGCAGGGGGCAAAGGGCUCGGUGGGGGCUUUGGCAGUCGGAGCCUCUACAGCCUGGGGUGCGGCCGGAGCAUCUCCCUCAACAUGGCCAGUGGCAGUGGGAAGACUGGAGGUUAUGGAUUUGGCCGGGGCCGGGCCAGUGGCUUUGCUGGCAGCCUGUUUGGCAGUGUGGCCCUGGGGCCCGUGUGUCCGUCCGUGUGCCCACCUGGAGGCAUCUAUCAGGUCACUGUCAACGAGAGCCUGCUGGCCCCCCUCAACGUGGAGCUGGACCCCGAGAUCCAGAAGGUGCGCGCCCAGGAGCGGGAGCAGAUCAAGGCUCUGAACAACAAGUUUGCCUCCUUCAUCGACAAGGUGCGGUUCCUGGAGCAGCAGAACAAGGUGCUGGAGACCAAGUGGAACUUGCUGCAACAGCUGGACCUGAACAACUGCAAGAACAACCUGGAGCCCAUCCUUGAGGGCUACAUCAGCAACCUGCAGAAGCAGCUGGAAACACUGUCCGGGGACAAGGUGCGGCUGGAUUCAGACCUGAGGAAUGUGCGGGACGUGGUAGAGGACUACAAGAAGAGGUAUGAGGAGGAGAUCAACAGGCGGACGGCUGCAGAGAAUGAAUUUGUGCUGCUCAAGAAGGAUGUGGAUGCGGCUUAUUUCAAUAAGGUGGAGCUGCAAGCCAAGGUGGACUCCAUGAACCAGGAAAUCCAGUUCCUCAGGAGUCUCUUUGAAGCUGAGAUCGCCCAGAUCCAGUCCCACAUCAGUGACAUGUCCGUCAUCCUGUCCAUGGACAACAACAGGGACCUGAACCUGGACAGCAUCAUCGAUGAGAUCCGUGCCCAUUACGAGGAGAUCGCCCUGAAGAGCAAAGCCGAGGCCGAGGCCCUGUACCAGACCAAGUUCCAGGAACUGCAGCUGGCCGCUGGCCGACAUGGGGACGACCUCAAAAACACCAAGAAUGAAAUCUCGGAGCUCACUCGGCUCAUCCAGAGAAUCCGUUCGGAGAUUGAGAAUGUGAAGAAGCAGGCUUCCAACCUGGAGACAUCUAUUGCCGAUGCCGAGCAGCGGGGUGACAAUGCCCUCAAGGAUGCCCGGGCCAAGCUGGUCGAGCUGGAGGGCGCCCUGUACCAGGCCAAGGAGGAGCUGGCCGGGAUGCUGCGCGAGUACCAGGAGCUCAUGAACCUGAAGCUGGCCCUGGACAUGGAGAUCGCCAUGUACCGCAAGAUGCUGGAGGGCGAGGAGUGCAGGAUGUCAGGAGAAUAUUCCUCCCCUGUCAGCAUCUCUGUGCUGAGUGGGGGUUCACCCGGUUCUCGCCCUGCAGCCAUCAUCAGCAGCACCAGCGGCAGCAGCGGCUUCCGGCCCAGCUCGGUCAGCGGCGGCUACGUGGCCAACAGCAGCAGCUGCAUCUCUGGAGUGUGCAGCGUCCGCGGAGGGGAGGGCCGGAGCCGGGGCAGUGCCGGCGAUUACAAGGAUGCGCUGGGGAAGGGCUCCAGCCCAAGCACCCCCUCCAAGAAAGCCAGCCGGUAG